Molecule: messenger RNA, 2083 nt
Organism: Zophobas morio
Lineage: Eukaryota; Metazoa; Arthropoda; Insecta; Coleoptera; Tenebrionidae
Product: glucose dehydrogenase [FAD, quinone]
Exons: 5
Coding region: 118-1989 (623 amino acids)
Molecular function (GO): flavin adenine dinucleotide binding; oxidoreductase activity, acting on CH-OH group of donors
Source: RefSeq, a predicted model, not a curated record
CGGACCCAGCAGUCCACCACGACACGCAGACCAGUUCGCUUCUCUCCCAUUCUCGCGCCUUUAAAAGUGCAGUGCCCCAUCGACCCAUCAUAACGGAUUAACCCACCAUCCGCAACGAUGGCCUGCAACUGCCCGGUGACCCAACCGGGCCCCACCCUCGCCUCCACCUGCGGCGGCGCCCAAUACAUGCUCUUCAUGGGCCUCCUCGAAGUCUUCCUGCGCUCCCAGUGCGACCUUGAAGACCCCUGCGGCCGCCCCCACAACACCCCCGUCCUCCCCGAAUACGACUUCAUCAUAGUCGGCGCCGGCAGCUCAGGCUCCGUCGUCGCUAGCCGCCUGUCCGAAAUCCCCGAAUGGAACGUCCUCCUCAUCGAAGCAGGCCUGGACGAACCCACAGGAACCCAAGUCCCGUCCAUGUUUCUCAACUUCAUCGGCUCCGACAUCGAUUGGGCCUACCAAACCGAGCCCGAGAAGCAAGCCUGUCUGGGGGAGACCGAACAACGCUGCUAUUGGCCGAGGGGGAAGGUCCUGGGCGGGACUUCAGUCAUGAACGGGAUGAUGUACAUCCGCGGUUCGAGGAAGGACUACGACGACUGGGCGGCGGCUGGGAAUGAAGGGUGGAGCUACAAUGAAGUGCUGCCUUAUUUCUUGAAAAGUGAGGACAACAAGCAGAUCGAGGAGAUGGAUAGGGGGUAUCAUGCGUCGGGGGGGUUGUUGACGGUGUCGCACUUUCCGUAUCAUCCCCCGUUGUCACAGGCGUUGCUGAAAGGGGCGCAGGAGCUGGGGUAUCCCGUGAGGGAUUUGAAUGGGGCGUAUCAUACAGGGUUCAACAUAGCGCAAACGACCAAUCGCAAUGGGUCGAGGUUGAGUACAGCGAAGGCGUUUCUGAGACCGUUCAAGAAUAGGAGGAACUUGCAUAUUUUGAUGAACUCGACGGUGACGAGGGUGUUAAUCAAUACGACGACGAAGCAGGCGUAUGGGGUGGAAGUUAUCAACAAUGGGGUGAAGCAGGUGAUUUAUGCGAGCAAGGAAGUGGUGGUUUCAGGGGGAGCGGUGAAUUCCCCCCAGAUACUUCUUCUGAGUGGGGUGGGGCCGAAAAAAGAUCUACAACAGGUGAAUGUCCCAGUUGUGCAUCCGUUAGAAGGGGUUGGAAAAAAUUUGCACAACCACGUCGCAUUCUUUGUCAAUUUUAAUAUCAAUGAUACUAAUAGUUCUCCGUUGAAUUGGGCCACAGCUAUGGAGUACUUGCUUUUUAGAGAUGGCUUAAUGAGUGGUACUGGAAUCUCCGAAGUCACUGGCUUCAUCAACACCAAAUACAACGACCCCCGCCUCGAGCACCCCGACAUCCAGUUCUUCUUCGGCGGCUUCUUGGCCAACUGCGCCCGCACUGGUCAAGUAGGCGAGCGAGUCGACAACAGCACCCGCUCCAUCCAAAUAAUCCCCACAGUCCUCCACCCCAAGAGCCGCGGCUUCCUCAAGCUCCGCGACAAGAACCCCCUCAGCGCCCCCCUCAUCUACGCCAACUACUACACCCACCCCGACGACCUCAAAGUCGUCAUCGAGGGAAUCAAGUUCGCCAUCAAGCUAUCAGAGACCAAAGCUCUGAAACGCUACGGCUUCCAACUGGACCGAACGCCCGUCCAAGGGUGCGAAAGUUUGACGUUUGGUACCGACCCCUACUGGGAGUGCGCGGCCAAGCAGCAAACCGGGCCCGAGAACCACCAAGCGGGUAGUUGCAAGAUGGGGCCGGCGAGCGAUCGUCUGGCUGUGGUCAACGCGUUGCUGCAAGUGCAUGGGGUUGACAGGCUGAGGGUGAUCGAUGCUAGUGUCAUGCCGGCGGUCACCACGGGGAACACGAACGCUCCAGCUAUCAUGAUUGCGGAGAAGGGGAGCGAUUUGAUCAAGGCGAGGUGGCUGACGCCGCAAGCGGGGUUCUUCUACACGAAUAUGCCCAGUCAGAGGAUAGAUAGGCAGUGGGGGUCGUGGUGAGGGGUAGUGCAAUUGUAAAGAAAUCAGUAUUUAUUUCGUUAGGUGAUAGUUAGUUUGUAAGUGCGAUUUUACAAUAAAUUUUUAAAGUAGAUAA